Zalophus californianus (California sea lion) is the source of this 8179-nucleotide messenger RNA. RefSeq names its product inositol polyphosphate-4-phosphatase type I A (gene INPP4A). The record is from RefSeq and is a predicted model, not a curated record. Gene Ontology annotation, molecular function: phosphatidylinositol-3,4-bisphosphate 4-phosphatase activity. NCBI's taxonomy places the organism in Eukaryota, Metazoa, Chordata, Mammalia, Carnivora, Otariidae. Gene Ontology annotation, cellular component: cytoplasm. Bases 400 to 3396 code for a protein of 998 amino acids. The transcript has 26 exons.
CUCCCGAGCAGCGGCGGCGGCAGCGGCAGCGGAGUUCGGGUUGCUGCGCGGGUGCCGGGUUCGCGGCCGGGCGCCGCAGGAGGACCAGCACCUAGAGCCGGGCCACGGCCCGCGACUUGGUGACCAAGCGGCGGCGCUGCUGCUGCGGGGCUCGGGCGCGCGGCCCGGCGGGACCGAGGACGGCGGGGCAGCAGGGCGCGGGCGCUGCGGGCCGGGGCGCGCCAGAUGAUGGAUUUGGACGUGCUUCUAUGAAGAAAUGCCACGUGUCUCAACUGGUCCAAGAACAAACAUGUCCAGACUCCUGCCACCUUAGGGGACUAGGUCUUGGUGACAGCGCUUCCCGGGGAAUCAGGCGCGGUCUGACCCAGGAACAGGAAGCACAUCAUCACCAAUGACAUCAUGACAGCAAGAGAGCACAGCCCUCGCCAUGGGGCCAGGGCCCGUACGAUGCAGCGGGCUUCCACCAUUGAUGUGGCAGCCGACAUGCUGGGCCUUUCUCUGGCAGGAAAUAUACAAGAUCCAGAUGAGCCCAUUUUAGAAUUCAGCUUAGCUUGCAGUGAGUUGCAUACUCCAUCGCUAGAUCGAAAACCAAAUAGUUUUGUAGCAGUGAGCGUCACCACCCCUCCUCAGGCAUUCUGGACGAAACACGCGCAGACGGAGAUCAUCGAGGGAACCAACAAUCCUAUAUUUCUAAGCAGUAUUGCCUUCUUUCAAGACUCUCUUAUCAAUCAGAUGACCCAAAUCAAACUCUCCGUGUAUGAUGUCAAAGAUCGAUCUCAGGGAACAAUGUAUUUACUGGGUUCUGGAACAUUCAUUGUCAAAGACCUGCUCCAGGACAGGCAUCAUAGGUUGCAUUUAACACUAAGAUCUGCAGAGAGUGACCGUGUGGGUAACAUCACCGUGAUCGGCUGGCAGAUGGAAGAGAAGUCAGACCAGCGGCCCCCUGUGACCCGGUCUCUGGAUACCGUCAAUGGGAGGAUGGUUCUCCCGGUUGAUGAGAGCUUGACAGAGGCGCUGGGAAUCCGAUCCAAGUAUGCUUCGUUGCGAAAAGACACUUUACUGAAAUCGGUGUUCGGCGGCGCCAUCUGCCGCAUGUACCGGUUCCCCACCACGGACGGCAACCACCUGCGGAUCCUGGAGCAGAUGGCGGAGAGCGUGCUCUCCUUGCACGUGCCCCGGCAGUUCGUGAAGCUCCUGCUGGAAGAAGACGCGGCCAGAGUGUGUGAGCUGGAGGAGUUGGGGGAUCUGUCCCCUUGCUGGGAGAGCCUCCGGCGCCAGAUUGUCACUCAGUACCAGACCAUCAUCCUCACGUACCAGGAGAACCUGACUGACCUCCAUCAGUACAAAGGUCCCUCGUUUAAAGCGAGCAGUUUGAAAGCAGAUAAAAAGUUAGAAUUCGUUCCCACAAACUUGCACAUACAGAGGAUGAGAGUUCAAGACGAUGGGGGUUCAGAUCAGAACUACGACAUUGUCACCAUCGGAGCACCAGCUGCACACUGCCAAGGUUUUAAGUCAGGAGGUCUCCGCAAAAAGCUGCACAAAUUUGAAGAGACCAAGAAGCACAGUUUUGAGGAGUGUUGUACACCAUCCAGCUGCCAGUCCAUAAUCUACAUACCACAGGACAUCGUCAGAGCCAAGGAGAUCAUUGCCCAGAUCAAUACCCUGAAAACCCAAGUGAGUUACUAUGCAGAGCGGCUCUCGAGGGCAGCCAAGGACAGGUCUGCCACUGGCCUCGAAAGAACCCUCGCCAUCCUGGCAGACAAGACCCGGCAGCUGGUCACCGUGUGCGACUGCAAGCUGCUGGCCAACUCCAUCCACGGGCUGAACGCGGCGCGGCCCGACUACAUUGCCUCCAGGGCCUCCCCCACGUCGAGUGAGGAGGAGCAGGUGAUGCUUAGGAACGACCAGGACACCCUCAUGGCCAGGUGGACAGGGAGGAACAGCCGGUCUUCUCUGCAGGUGGACUGGCACGAGGAGGAGUGGGAAAAAGUGUGGCUGAAUGUAGACAAGAGCCUGGAGUGCAUCAUUCAGCGGGUGGACAAGCUACUGCAGAAGGAGCGCCUGCACGGCGAAGGCUGUGAGGAUGUCUUCCCGUGUGCGGGCAGCUGUACCAGCAAGAAAGGUAACCGGGACAGCCACGCCUACUGGAUCAAACCGGAAGACCCCUUCUGCAAUGUGCCCUCCUCACCAUGCCCCUCCACCGUCUGCUCGAUGCCAUCCUCACCUGCAUGCCAUCCUCACCUGACCACACAUUGCAGCCCCCCUCCUGACGAGUCCAGCCCAGGUGAAUGGAGCGAGGCCCUUUACCCCCUGCUGACCACCCUCACAGACUGCGUGGCCAUGAUGAGCGACAAGGCCAAGAAGGCGAUGGUCUUCCUGCUCAUGCAGGACAGCGCUCCCACCAUAGCCACAUACCUGAGCCUGCAGUACCGCCGCGAUGUGGUCUUCUGCCAAACCCUGACUGCUCUCAUCUGUGGCUUCAUCAUCAAGCUGAGGAACUGCCUGCAUGACGACGGCUUCCUGCGGCAGCUCUACACCAUCGGGCUGCUGGCCCAGUUUGAGAGCCUGCUGAGCACCUACGGUGAGGAGCUGGCCAUGCUGGAGGACAUGAGCCUUGGAAUCAUGGACCUGAGGAACGUGACCUUCAAAGUCACUCAGGCCACGUCUAAUGCAUCGACUGACAUGCUGCCUGUCAUCACUGGAAAUCGUGAUGGGUUUAACGUGCGGAUCCCGCUACCGGGCCCCCUGUUCGACGCACUGCCCCGGGAGAUCCAGAGCGGCAUGCUGCUGCGGGUGCAGCCCGUCCUCUUCAACGUGGGCAUCAACGAGCAGCAGACACUGGCCGAGAGGUUUGGCGAUACAUCUUUACAAGAAGUUAUCAACGUGGAAAGUUUGGUGCGGUUAAACUCCUACUUUGAGCAGUUUAAGGAAGUUUUGCCCGAGGACUGCCUACCUCGAUCUCGGAGCCAGACAUGCCUGCCGGAGCUGCUGCGUUUUCUGGGCCAGAAUGUGCACGCCAGGAAGAAUAAGAACGUCGACAUUCUCUGGCAAGCUGCUGAGAUCUGCCGCCGCCUUAACGGGGUCCGGUUCACCAGCUGCAAGAGCGCCAAGGACCGCACGGCCAUGUCAGUGACGCUGGAGCAGUGCCUGAUCCUGCAGCACGAGCACGGCAUGGCCCCGCAGGUGUUCACCCAGGCGCUGGAGUGCAUGCGCAGCAUUGGAACACGGGAGGUAGUCACCCAGAAGAACUUGAGCGGCCUGGUGCCCAUCCGAGACUUAAGACUAGAUCCCAGCCUCCUCUGUUCCAUCCCUUUGUUAGCCCUGAGCCCCAAUUUACUGAUUGUGUGGCUCUUCCUGAGCAUAGCAUACCUGGUGACCAAAUUGCGUUGCAAAUGAGUACCAUUGCGAAAAAUCAGUACUAAGUCACAAGAAAAACAAAAGUGCCAGAAUAUGUCCAGCCACCUGUGUACCUAACUGGACAGAAGGAAUGUGUCAGAGCGUGGUCUGCCAAGAAAUAUUUCAUGCCUUACAGUUUGACGUUCUGUUGUUCUGAACUGUAAAUACCUGCCAAAUUAUUUCACCGAGAGGACUCGUGCGUUUAAAUUCCAUCGAGUUUUCAGUGCUUGUAACAUGUUCUUACAGUGCCCUGUCGCUGCGUUGUUUAGCUGGCCUGGAGUUGUUACCAAAUCUCUCACCUUCUGAUGUAAAACUAUUUAUUACCUGUAUAUCUCCUGUGCUCUGUUUCCGAGAGAAGGGGAUUCUGUCUGAAGAGAAUUUGUAUAUUUGAUACUAUUCUUUCAUGUACUGCUAACCUUUCCUUUCCUUUUGAAGAGAAGCAAAAAGGAUAGAUAGAUGCUUAAUAACCGGCUCAUCUAGAUCAGCCUAUUUAAUAGGACAUGUACUUUCUGCUUUCAUUUCAAAGCGUAGUCCCUGAACUCAGAGUAGCAAACACUUUGCAGAAUCAUAACAUUCCUCGCUUGUGUUUUUGAUUUCCAGUUUGAGACGACACAAAGCUGUGACCGCAGUUGCCCAUUGUACCAAGGCAGGCACAUUAAAAUAACAUACUGCAUGUGACUUUUGAUUUACUCUUUGAAAUCUUUAAGGAUCACUAAACUGGUUACAGGAAUUAGUGCAUAUAGGAACAAAAGGCUGUUAAAUACAUUUAUUUUUCAUGAAGCAGUAUUUUUCAUUUUAAAAAAUCAAAUGUGGUUAAUAAUGAUAAUUUUGAAAAUCAAAAAAAAAAAAAAAAGAUCCCAAAACGGAGGCCUAACCUUUGGGCACUUGUGGCAGAUGGAACUGUGAGAGAGAAGGCGUUGCUUGGGUUUGUGCUAUUAGCACUCUUCAUGUAACAUGGAAAUGCCCAGAAAACGAGGUGGUUCAUAACCUUAACUUUCACAUUUGGCAGAAGAGUAAUUGAAUGUCUGUAAAGGUAACAGAAUAAAUUAGGGGGAAAUUCCAUGGACUUUGUAUAAGAAAUACUCAGUGGCUUCUCUGUUUUCCAGCCCAAACUAUGCCAUACUACUGUUUUUGACCACCAGCUGGUUCCCCAUACACUGGAUUUUAUGAAAGUGGAUUUCUUUUUACCAGUCUAGAAAAAUCGGAGUGAAUUUAGAGAAGCUGUCUUUUCCAGAAACUUUACUCCCAUGCAUACACACAGACCAAGUCCACCACAAAAUCUGCCCCCUCCCUUCCCUUCCCCAAGAGGUCCAGAACUUACUCUGGGACUUACCUGGUUUGGCAUCAGUUCUGAGUCCGCAUUCUAGGAAUGGUAGAAGCAGUUAGCAACGAAUAACAAAUGCCAGACUCAGGCUUUAAAUUCUAAGACUGUCCUUCUCACACCCCUGGGAGGCCCUUCUUUCCUAGACCCCCUGAGCACUGCAGGAGCCUUAGGGCAGGGUUCCUACCUGUAGUUCGGGAAGCCAGUCUUCUCACGAGUGCCAUAUAGCCACUCUGUCUUUUCUAGAACAACUGAGGUGGCCGUACUGGGGCAUAGCCCCUGACACUCUUCAGUAGGGAGUCUCACCGGAUGCCAAGGGACAGGUGGUGUUGUUAAGUUGUAGCAACACAACACUAGUCACUGUCUGAUCCGUGAUUCUUUGAGAGGGCUGUUCACCUCCUGCCUCCUUCAGAUUGAGGUGCAUGCAUCAGCGCUCCAAGAUUUGAAAGAGAGAAAGUAGAGUCCGCAGGCCCUUUCAGCUCCCAUUCCACAGCUUCCCAGUCCCUGCCCUGGUUCAAGUGCUCCUGAUGCCUCACGGGGGUGACACGUGCCUGUGCCCACCUCCGGGCCUGGCCGAGACUAUGCACCCAUGAGGGAGGCCCUUCUGACUACCGAUAGCACCCACUCCACUCCCCGGGCCUGUGGGUGUUCCUGUGCCACUCCCCAGAGACUCCUCCCCGGAUGCACCCCCCGUCCCAGCAAAGGGAGGCCAUGGCCAGCGAGAGAGGCCCCUCUGAGCCUGCUCCUCACUGCCAGGAUGCCAGCUAGGCCUUCCUGCCCUGUGGAGGUUGGAAAGGAGAGAAGAUAAGGUUCUUUGUUUUUCUCUUCAGGGGCUGAGCCAAAAGGCCAUACAUUCUAGCUGUCUCCGGUCAUGAGGGCUAGCACAAGAAAGAAGGCCAGGAGAUCGGCCUAGGCUCUGAAUUGUUGUUGCCGUCUUUCUUCAGAACGUCUGAGGAAAGAGACUCAUUGUGCUCGCCCUUUGUGCUGAGUUUUAGCAACACUAAGGCUUUCUACUUAGGAAAUCAGACUAAAUAUGUAUCUGAAAAUCUUUUCUGCUUUAGUGAGAAAUAGGCUGGAUGAAACAAACACGGGAAGAUGAUUCACAAGAGGGGAGUCUGGUAUUUGGUGAUGGUUUUCAGGCUGCUUCUGAGGUGAUGCUAGCACCGGGAGGGACGUUGUCAGUGGCCGCCAACACUCGAUACUCAGUAACACUAGACCCCAGUGCGUCCAGACGAGUUUCAAAGGAGAAGAUCCACACCAGAAAGGGAGAACCAGAGGAGUCCCCAAAAUUAGUUGUCAUCUGGGUUUCCAUUCUAAAUUCUCAUUCAAAAAAAGGAUGUCCUUGAAAAGAAAGCAUUUAUCUACAGAAUACAAAAUAAUGGUGGAGCUUUGAAAUAGUUAAAUCCCUCUUUCUAAAAUCUAUCCAAGACCUUUUCAGUGUGUGCUAUUGGCACCUAAGAACUGUGCAGCCCAUGUGAUGGAUGAAAGCGUUCUACCUUAGGGACAGAAGGCUGGCCCCUGCAGCAGGAAAGGCCAGUUAGCACGGACACCUUCUCCCCUCUGCAGACUUCAGUCUCACGUGCUGGCACCCGAGCUUGUGGAAGCAAGUCAUGACAGGGUCGGUGUGCCAUCAGCCUCAGCAGUUAGGUUUUGUAAAUUCACAACAUUUGAGGGAAAGUAAAUACAAUUUGCUUUAAAAAUUAAAAUUGCAUUUAAAGGGUAAUCUUGAUUACAGUUCCAUGUAUCUCAUAUUCAUCCAGUUAAACCAGUAAUUAGUUUCUUUAAUAUAUGUAAAUAAAAGAUAAUGCCAAAGUUGAUAAAUUCUUCUUCUUUGCUCCUCAAAGCAGUUUGGCAUUUACUACUGAUAGGUGUCCAUUUCUAUAUAAAUAGAGAAGCCAUAUCUGAAAUAGUUUGAUAAUGUGAGAACUUCCAAAGAUUAAAUAAGACUAACUGUGCAUAGGAACCUAGAGCUUCUGCUUUAAAUGGAAUUAUAUUUUUAUCUGAUUACUGGAUGUUAGACAAACAUGAUCAUUCUUUACUCUAGGGGCUUCCUGCUCACAUGGCCUAGGUGCGCUCAGUUCAGAUGACACACGUCUCGCUGAGGGCUUGAGGCUCUGGUGACAAGAAAGCAUAGCUGAGUUACUAAAUUACUUAAUAACAAGCAGGUGGAUACUUUUCUAAAAUACCUGAGCUUAUCUUUUGAAUAAAAUUACUCUUACCAAAAAUAUUUUACAUGUUCUUGAUAAUGAGACUGUCAUUUUCACUUAAGCAAUUGCCACUGAUAUUUUUUUAAAAUGCAUGACAUAAUGGUCUUCAUACAAUUUGAAAUAUUUUUUUUAAAUCACUAUUUCUUGGUAACUCCAAAUUUUACAUCUCAUAAUGGGGAUUUUUGUACUAAAUUUGAUAACUAGUCGAUUUAAUUGCUAGUCUAAGAAUAAUAUAAAAAUGUAAAGUUCUACUGUGCUUAUAGGAAGUCAUUUAUAUUUAGAACCGCUUUUGCCUGUUAAUUUGAUGUCUACAGCAGAACAUUUCCCAGAGAACUCCCCUGUUGCUCUCACUUGGGAAUGUGAAGCCUGCCUGAUGGCUCAUCCUCCUGUUCAGCAUUUGCUGUGCCCACUGGGUUGCCAUGACAACCCUCCAUCUAAGACAGUUGGGGAUGAUGCUGGGAGCGGGUUCUCUAGGGAAGGGCACCUGUGGGCUCUCCCUGGCUUAGUGGUAUGCCUGUGAGAGGUGACCACAAUGAGGACAGCCCACAUGGAGAAGGCUGCCAUGAGGAGAUCUCAGUGGGAUCACUCCUUCAUGACACUUCUAGCCCUGAUAGCUGUGCAGACCCAGCGUGCCACCAUUGCAUGGGCUCACUGAUAGCUUUGCACCCAGGACACCCAGGGCUCACUGAUAGCUUUGCACCCACUGUCUCCUCCGUGGGGAUGGCAUGUUAGAGCAGCCUUCUCAGCCAGAUGGCUUUGCUACAUACCGAAUUCUGCAAGGAAAAUGAGCCUUUUGAAUUUGAGGUGAUUAAUAGCCAUUGCUAAUAUAGAAAAAUGCGGCUCUUGAAAAGCUUUGGUAAGAGUAGCACCAUUUCUCAAUGUUCCAUUUAAUUUGCGAUGUAACAGAACGUUUGAACCGCUAGUUAUGAUAGAAUCCUCAAAUUACUUGACAUGACACACAUGAAAACCAUUCACUUAAAAACAAAAGUUUGCUUCUGCUUAGACACAGCGCUGCCUCUGGAAAUGCCAGACUCGCAGUCCCAUCCAGCAUGUGUCCAUGUCUGUGCUUCUUAGUUGCCUUCCUCGUUCAGAAGCCCGCCAUCUUGCGUGCAUAUUGUUGUAAAUGAGUCCCGCACCCAUUUGAAUUAAUCAACAUUUUUUUUAAUGCUAUGAAAAUAAUCAAUUCAUUUCAUUUUAGUUUAAGUCUUUUCUUUUUUCCUUUUUUACUGCUGUCAUUUCUUGUGCUUGUUUUUUU